Molecule: messenger RNA, 1334 nt
Organism: Momordica charantia (bitter melon)
Lineage: Eukaryota; Viridiplantae; Streptophyta; Magnoliopsida; Cucurbitales; Cucurbitaceae
Product: zinc ion binding protein
Biological process (GO): negative regulation of transcription by RNA polymerase II; rRNA processing
Cellular component (GO): nucleolus
Molecular function (GO): zinc ion binding; DNA binding
Source: RefSeq, a predicted model, not a curated record
GCCUAUAACUCGGCUUUGCUUUUCGUUGUCGCUGUGUGUCACUAACAAUCUGCCAUUCUUACUGCGGGCUUCAUAGAGUCGUAAAGAUGGUGUGGUUUCAGUGCGAGGACUGUGGAGACAACCUCAAGAAACCCAAGUUGCCGAAUCACUUCAGAACAUGUUCCGCUACCAAGUUGUCUUGCAUCGAUUGUGGACAAAUGUUUGGACAGGAAAGCGUUCAAGGCCAUACUCAAUGUAUUACAGAAGCGGAAAAAUAUGGUCCAAAGGGGCAAGGGGCAGCUAUGAACGUCACUACCCCUAAGUCCAACAAGGAUUCAAAACAGCAACCUGAUUUUGAUAUUCUCGUUGGAUUGUCUGAACGCCCACCUUGGUUCUGCAGCCUUUGCAAUACGAAGGCAACUAGUAAACAGACUUUGCUGCUUCAUGCAGAAGGAAAGAAGCAUAAGGCAAAAGCCCGUGGAUUUCAUGCAGUGAAAAAACAAUCUAAUCAGACUGAGGUGACUGUCCCAGAUAUAGAACCUACAUUGGAAGACACUCCCAAAGGUAAAGUAACCGAAAAUGGACAUGUUGGGGCAGAAAAACUGCAAGAUCAGCUUGAAGCUAAAAACUUGGAAGCACAGAAUGGGACUUCACAUACGAAGAAAAAGCGGAAACGUGAUGUUGGGGAGGAUGGUUCAACAGAAAACACUAGAGAAGAUGACCCAAGUAGAGGUAAUGGGGAGGUUAUUCAGGGUGAAAGAACAUCACCAACUGAAGCUGAGAUUGAGCCAAUGAAAAAGAAGAUCAAGUGGAAAAAGCUGAUAACAUCGAUUCUUAAAUCUAAUCCUGAUGGUGUUCUCAAGUUGUCGAAACUGAGAAAACUUGCUCUCAAAUCUGUUCGUGAAUCUGGCGUCACAGAAGAUGAAACCAAACUCAUCGAGAUGCUCGAGGAAAAGAUCAACUCGAGCUCAAAAUUUGCCGUUGAGAAGAAACAUGUUCGGCUAACAGCUAAAGCUUGAAACACCAUUUAAUAUUCAUUUUUGCGGCACUUGCUUGCCUAUUUGUGUCUAGUGAGUUUUAGACGAUCACAUGUUCGAUUAAUCGUGGAGGUGAGAGUUAAUGAAAUAUUUCAGUGGGUUAGGGUACGAUCUGCUCCAUUCAUAGGAUAAGAAAUUUUGAAAAGAAACAUUUGGUACUAUUAUUGUUGUGUCAAAAGUAAAUUUAUUUCUUUACGUUAGGUUGCAAUACAAUCCUGAAAAGAAAGAAGCAGAGACAGUGGAUAUUUAAUCUUCUUGUAUAAUUCCCUUACGUAGAAUGACAAUGGCGAUGACGAUCACAUUCCUCAUUUUUUGUAA